UUUACACGCUACGCAGCAUGUUCAAAAAUAAAAGUUUUCCUAAAAAAAGACACAAUAGAGGGACAGAGCUGAGAGUGCAGGAUGGUUCUAUUAUGGAUUUUCAUACAGAUUCUGCUGAAUCAGGUCUAUGAGGUUGAGCUUGUUCAAGAAUAUGAAGACCUAUUCGGACCCGAUGAAUGGGUAGAAUCGGUAAUUGAAGAUGUAACUACCGGGGACAUAACAGAAAACGACUUGAAGAAAGCACAGGACUACAUAGAUCAGUUUUACAGUGAUGUUCCUAUGAGAAAAAGAUUGUCCAACCCAAUGGAGGAAAAAAUUAGGGCCAUGCAGUCAUUUUUUGGCCUUGAAGUCACUGGUAAAAUAGACAAGGAGACAAUGGAGGUUAUGCUAAAACCCCGGUGUGGAGUGCCAGAUGUGCAAAGGUUCAGCCACUUUCCAGGAAAACCAAAGUGGGAAAAAACAACACUUACCUACAGAAUUGUCAAUUACACACCAGAUAUCACCAAAAUGGAGGUGGAUUAUGCUGUGGCUCGUGCUCUGAGGCUAUGGAGUGAGGUCACACCUUUGCAAUUUAUGCAGGUUUACAGUGGCGAAGCUGACAUCAUGAUUUCGUUUGGAUCUAAAUCCCAUGGGGAUUUCUUUCCAUUUGAUGGACCAUUGGGCGUUUUGGCCCACGCUUUUGCACCAGGUGAAGAUGUUGGUGGAGAUACUCAUUUUGAUGAAGAUGAAAAUUGGACACUGAGUGGCAAAGGCACCAAUCUCUUCCUUGUUGCUCUUCAUGAGCUGGGACAUGCUCUAGGACUGGAGCACUCAAAAGAUGAGCGUGCCAUAAUGUACCCAACCUUGCUUGAAAAUUCAGUUGUGGAUCCAAGCAAGUUUAAACUCUUUUCGGAUGAUAUUGCUGGAAUCCAAGCUCUUUAUGGAAGAGGAAAUACAAAUUCCAAUCCAACAAAGUCACCACAGCCGAAACCAACAAAGAUUCCUAAACCCAUUCCCACAAGGAAACAGCCAAAGCCAACAAAGUUACCCCAGCCUAUUCCAACCAGAAAACCCAAGCCUAAACCAACAAGAGUCCCACGGCCUAUUCCUACGAAGAAACCUCGGCCAACAGCCACCAAGAAGCCUAAGACAACCAAUGCCCCAAAAGAUCCAGCAGUGCCGGAAAGGUGUAACACAAAUUUAGAGUUUGAUGCCGUCACCGCGAUGAGGGGAGAUUUACUAUUCUUCAAGGAUGAGGUUUUUUGGAGGAAAAGUGCAAGAACACGCAACAUUGACACCUUCUCCAUCAAAACUGUAUGGCCAAACUUGGGAAGGGUUGAUGCAGCAUAUGAAUUUACUGGUAGAGAUAUUGUCUAUCUCUUUAAAGGGCAGCAGUAUUGGGCAACAAGCGGCUUUAAAAUGCUCUGGGGAUACCCUCGGCCCAUCACCAAUUUUGGGUUUCCAAGAACCGUGAAGAAAAUAGAUGCUGCUAUGUUUUUAAAGGAUGAGAGAAAGGCCAUUUUCUUUGUGGAAGACAAAUAUUGGAGCUUUGAUCAUCACAAGAAUAAAAUGGACUCUAAGUCACCGAAGAAGAUAAAAGACGGUUUUCCAGGAAUAGGGACACAUGUAGGGGCUUCUUUCCAGAAUAUAGAUUACCUAUAUUUCUCCAAUGGCGCAAACCAGGCUGAGUACAGCCGAAAGAGGAGACUUGUUCUUCGUUCCAUUGCCAACUAUCGAUGGUUGAACUGUGACUGAACAAAAAUCGUUUACCAGUUAUGCUACAUGCAAUGCGAGUAAUAUCAGGAUAAGACAGCAGGGGGCACCAAAGUUUUCAAAUGGGACUUUUCUCUGCAAUCUUGUAUUUUUAGUCCCUAGGUCUAUUAUGGGCGCACUGUCUGUACUAAAGGUAUUUCUACUGCCACACAUGUAAAAGAAAAUAUUUCCUUGUAUGAAAACAUUAAAUACAAAUUUCUCUAACA
Messenger RNA from Rana temporaria (common frog), 1958 nucleotides. Its product is annotated as collagenase 3-like. NCBI's taxonomy places the organism in Eukaryota, Metazoa, Chordata, Amphibia, Anura, Ranidae. Gene Ontology annotation, cellular component: extracellular matrix. Bases 82 to 1734 code for a protein of 550 amino acids. Gene Ontology annotation, molecular function: zinc ion binding; metalloendopeptidase activity. The transcript is spliced from 10 exons. Gene Ontology annotation, biological process: extracellular matrix organization; proteolysis; collagen catabolic process. The record is from RefSeq and is a predicted model, not a curated record.